This is a messenger RNA of Funneliformis mosseae, 200 nucleotides long. The record is from the annotation of a GenBank genome assembly. Lineage: Eukaryota; Fungi; Glomeromycota; Glomeromycetes; Glomerales; Glomeraceae.
AUCAUUGUAAUCAUGUAAAACAAGUCUUUACUAGAUUGAAAGAAGCAGGACUAAAAAUAAAAUCAGAGAAAUGCACGUUUGCAGUAAGCGAAGUUAGUUACUUAGGUCAUAUCGUAGGAAGUAAUAGAAUCAAACCUGACCAAGGGAAAAUUCAAACCAUGGUUGAUUUACCUACACCUAGAAAUCCAAAAGAAGUAUGA